This is a messenger RNA of Spea bombifrons (plains spadefoot toad), 1057 nucleotides long. RefSeq names its product mitochondrial ribosomal protein L40 (gene MRPL40). Gene Ontology annotation, cellular component: mitochondrial ribosome; mitochondrial large ribosomal subunit. The coding region runs from base 131 to 730 and encodes 199 amino acids. NCBI's taxonomy places the organism in Eukaryota, Metazoa, Chordata, Amphibia, Anura, Pelobatidae. The transcript has 4 exons. The record is from RefSeq and is a predicted model, not a curated record.
CCCCGAUUCAGCCGCCUGGUUUCCGCACGGAUUGCUUAUCCGAACGCACAGGGUACUCAGCAGUGUGAAUUGAGGUUAAAUUACAGUCGCUGGAACCCUGGGUCUGGAAAGUGAUUGCCGCUGCGAGGACAUGAGCUCGGCCGCCUGUAAUACGCUGUUGCGCGUGUAUCGGCAGAGCAGCAGGACGUGUCCACCGUGGAUAUGGAAACGAGAGAGUCACUGGCAGACGUCCCUAUUAACCCUUCGCUCGACUCUCCCUAUGAGGGCAGAGCCUAAGAAAAAGAAAAAGGUGGAUCCAAAACGAGAACAGGCAGUCAGGGAACGCAUGAAGAAAAGACUUAAGAAACUGGAACGUAUCCCUCCUCAGCUCAUCCCCAUUGAGGACUUUACAAGACCAGCAAUGCUCCUAGAUGAAACCCGAGUCCGAACCGCUCCACAAAUCCCUCCAGAGGAGCAGGAGAGGAGAGCACUGCUGAUGAAGACCUGGGCACUGCACAAGCAAAAAGAGCAUGAAGCAGAACUCAAGGGUGUGGAGUCUCUUGUGGAAUCUCAACGGGAGGCUCUCCAGGAACUGCGCCUGGAGUCCGAGGACCUCUACAAUGCAGCUGUGUUAAGUGAUCCAGGACUUCUCCCGCUAGAGAGUAAGGGGCCAUGCCACACUCCCCCUAUCCCCCAAUACAGUGCACCUGAAGGGAAAUAUAAUGAUAUCACCAAAGUAUACACGCAGUAAGAUUAUAGUGGUAAAGACUUGUUUGUAUUGGUAUCUGUAUUUUAAAGAGUAGGGUAGAAUAUGCUGCAAUUAGAAUAUGAGCCAAAUGUGGAUUUUAAGAAGUCAAUUAAAAAAUGAUGGAACUUUUUUUUAUGUAUAAAUACUAUAAUGUAGAAUGCAAAUAAAUUCUAUGUUGUAAAUGCAGCAACAAAAACAUAAAGCAAAGGGUUGUUUAGAUCUGUCACUAUGUAGUUGUCAUUUGAGCUCUUUCACCUAUAGCUGUGGUAUGCAAGGCUACUUAACUCUUUAUUUUAAUGCAUUUUCAUAAUAAAACAUUGCUGACACAAA